CUGGGGACCGAGGAGCCUGGCUCUACUGUAGUGAAGCAGGUCCCCAGGCCUUGCUUCCUGGGCACUGCUGAGAGGUUAGAGCGGCCUGCCUCGUGCAGAGCAAACUGCCUGUCUGCCUCCCCGGAUUGCCCUGCGGAUGCUCAGCCCAACCCCCUGCUGGGGACUGGCAGGGGACUCCCGAGGUCCUGGGCACCCGAAGGUGGGUCAUGAGGGGCCCCCGAGGUACGCCACCUCUGAGCUGCCUGCCCCACGCCAGCCCGAGAAUAUCAUGUUGCUGGACAAGGACGUGCCCAGCCCCCGCAUCAAGCUCAUCGACUUCGGCAUCGCGCACAAGAUUGAGGCCGGGAACGAGUUCAAGAACAUCUUCGGCACACCCGAGUUUGUGGCCCCUGAGAUCGUGAACUACGAGCCACUGGGGCUGGAGGCGGACAUGUGGAGCAUUGGUGUGAUCACCUACAUUCUCCUGAGUGGUGCGUCCCCGUUCCUGGGUGAGACCAAGCAGGAGACGCUGACCAACAUCUCGGCGGUGAACUACGACUUUGACGAGGAGUACUUCAGCAACACCAGCGAGCUGGCCAAGGACUUCAUCCGCCGCCUGCUGGUCAAAGACCCCAAGCGGAGAAUGACCAUCGCCCAGAGUCUGGAACAUUCCUGGAUCAAGGCCAUCAAGCGUCGGAACGUGCGCAGCGAGGAGAGCGGCCGGAAGCCCGAGCGGCGGCGGCUGAAGACCACGCGCCUCAAGGAGUACACCAUCAAGUCCCACUCCAGCAUGCCGCCCAACCACACCUACAUCAACUUCGAGCGCUUCUCCAAGGUGCUGGAGGAGGUGGCGGCGGCCGAGGAGGGGCUGCGCGAGCUGGAGCGCCACCAGCGGCUCUUCCGCGAGGACAUCGAGGCGCUGACGGCCAUCUACGAGGAGAAGGAGGCGUGGUACAAGGAGGAGCACGAGGCCUUCGGCCAGGACCUGCGGCGCCUGCGCCAGGAGCUGCGCGGGGCCGAGGCGCUCAAGCGGCAGGCCCAGGAGGAGGCCCGCGGCGCGCUGCUGGGCGCCAGCGGCCUCAAGCGCCGCUUCAGCCGCCUGGAGAACCGCUACGAAGCCCUGGCCAAGCAGGUGGCCUCCGAGAUGCGCUUCGUCCAGGAGCUGGUGCGCACCCUGGAGCAGGAGAAGGCGCAGGCUGGCGACUGCGGGCUGCGCUAGGGCCCUGGGGGCGCCCCGCAGGCCAUGCCCACGCAGGUCCCCGCCCCGCCCCGCUGCCGGCCCCGUCUCA
Messenger RNA from Echinops telfairi (small Madagascar hedgehog), 1268 nucleotides. Its product is annotated as death-associated protein kinase 3. The coding region runs from base 137 to 1198 and encodes 353 amino acids. Gene Ontology annotation, biological process: protein phosphorylation; intracellular signal transduction; positive regulation of apoptotic process. Gene Ontology annotation, molecular function: protein serine/threonine kinase activity; ATP binding. Lineage: Eukaryota; Metazoa; Chordata; Mammalia; Afrosoricida; Tenrecidae. Gene Ontology annotation, cellular component: nucleus; cytoplasm. The record is from RefSeq and is a predicted model, not a curated record. The transcript is spliced from 7 exons.